Molecule: messenger RNA, 849 nt
Organism: Quercus robur (English oak)
Lineage: Eukaryota; Viridiplantae; Streptophyta; Magnoliopsida; Fagales; Fagaceae
Exons: 2
Coding region: 75-530 (151 amino acids)
Source: RefSeq, a predicted model, not a curated record
CAGAGUAGAGACACGUCAAAGGGGCGUGAAUCGUGAGUGUGAACAAGUAAAGUAGGUGGUGAAAACGAAAAAGGAUGGGCAAGGCGAUGGCUAUGGCUAUGGCGAUGAGGAGCGUGGGUACAGCCUUUAGAAUAGUAGGAAGCAGAAGCAUGAGCACCAAAGUCCCUCAUUCUCACUAUUCCAAUCGUCCCAUUCCCAAAGGGGUACUCAAAGCCAUCAGACCUUCUUCUUCUUCUUCUGAGUUCCGCAAGUUCCUCAACAUUCCCGGCACCUCUCGCUCUGAAAACGCCUUGUUGAUCUCCAAGUUCCUCAAGCUCUACACUGCCCAGAGCCCUGGGAUAAAAAAGGACAAAAUUUGGGAGGAUAACUUGAAUAAAUUAUUACAUGGGAAAGACAGAGCUGGGUUACCAGAGAUUGCUAAAUUGCUGUCUCCACAAUUCAACCAACAAGGAGGCAUGAACUCAGAGUCAAAAACUGAUGACAACAAACACCAAAGGGGCUCAAAAGCAAAAGGAAGGAAGAAGAAGUAGGACACUAUUCCAGCAUUUUCUGCAUGGACUCGAAGAGUUGAAUCUUUUGAAUGCUUAUGUUCCUAUCCAGAUUCUUGUCUAUUGCAUUUGAACAUUGGUUACAAUCCUCUUUCUUGAGCAUCUUUAUUCAAUUCCAUAAUAUUAACUAGCACAUGUUUUAUGUACACCAGUUUAUGUGUCAGAUGUAGGAUAAUCGUUUAAGGUAAUCCUGUGGAGAUGCUUAGAAUUCUUAGCCAGGUUAAGUUGAGAACUCCAAGAGCUUGGGCUAUAAAUUUUUACUUGCUGAGUUUAUGGCAUUAGAGGUUGGACCUUGAUUGAA